AUGUUUUAUAUUGGGUUAACUGGGAUAGAGAUAUUUGAUUAUUUAGGAAACAAGGUGCAAAUAAUGGAGGCGAGUGGUUUUUUUAAGAAUCCAAGUGUUUUAUUUGAUGAUAAUUAUCUUACUCAGGAUGAGAAAUGUAUGUGUUUGGAAAGGGUUGAUAAGAAUAUGGAGAUUAAAUUGAGAUUCAAGGAGACAAAAAUAGCAAUGAUAAGAAUCUGGAAUUAUAAUAAAGGAAGAACACAUAAAAAUAAAGGAGUGAGGAAGAUGGAGAUAUUGAUUGGGAUGGACUCAUCUGAUUCAGUAGAUCCCAUCUUUUAUGAUGAAAUCAAAUAAGCUAAUGCCACUUGUAAUAGUGAUAAUGCAGAGUACAUCAUGUUCACUAACAACCAAUAAAUCUUAGAUAAAAUAUCCUAAUCUGAUUGGUUGAAUACAUUACAUUAGAGUUAGAUUCAACAAUAAAAGUAGAUCUUAGAAAACACCAUUAAAUUAAGUAGACCAGAUACAGCCACAUUUAAGAAACAUAACCAGUAAAAACAGAACAAUGCUAUUCUCAUCAAACAACCAUCUGAUAAACUAUUAUAAUCUAAUUCUAAGAAACCCUUUGCAUCUGUACUCAACACAUUGCCUACAGUAACUGUCAUAACAUUGACCAUUUAUAUAUUAAAAAAUUGGGGAGACAAAUAUGUUGGAUUGGAUAAGAUAGAAAUUCACGAUAAAUAUGGAUAAUCAUUGAAAAUUAAAAAAUACAAAGUGAUUACCUAUCAAUCAGAAACCAUAAUGAAUAGUGAUGAAAGAUGGCAAUUUCAAAAUGGAUAAAUUAGAAUUCAAUUCUCAUUUCCAUAAUCCAUCCAAAUCAGUAGGAUUCUCAUUUGGAAUUACAACAAGGAAGAUGAGUUAGAAAAAGGAGUACAACUGAUCAAUGUAGAAGGAGAUGAUCAAACACUGAAUACUAUUUAAGGGAUCUUUUUAAGAAAGGGUCAUGGAUUAUCUGAUGCGAAUGAACCUUAAGUGAUUGACUUACCAUAUUAAUAGAAUAUCAAAACCAUUCUAGCCAAUUAUCAAUUUGAAAAGAGUAUCUAUCUAGAUUAUGAAACUGCUUAAUUACCUCAAGGAACUAAGAUUACAAUAAAAUUAAUAUCAACUUGGGGAGAUUUACAUUACAUCGGAUUGAAUGGAUUUGAAUUGUUCGAUCCAAAUGGUGAUCUCAUUAUGCCCAAAUUAUAUGCAAAACCAUAUUCAGUUAAGGAACUUCCAGAAAUGGACAUGGAUGUUAGGACACCAGAUAAAUUACUGAACAAUUGCAAUGUUACUCUGGAUGCUAAAUAGAUUUGGCUGGCUCCUUUUGUUAAUUCUGUUUUUGACUAAGUAAAUUACCAAGUUAAUAAAUUGAUAUUGCUAUUCGAUUCACCUCAGCAAGUCUCAGCCAUAUCAUUUUAUAAUUAUAGUAAAACACCUGUUAGAGGAGUGAAAGAAUGUGAAAUUUCUAUGGACGAUUAUAUUAUAUAUCAAGGCUAUUUAAAUUUAUCCACUCUAACAUAAACUCCUAAAGGGAUCAUAGGGAAUAAUAAAACUACCGUUUUGUUCACAAGAGAUGAAAGACUCAUUGAGUAGAUCGGAUCUGUGGAAAUAAGGGAUAGUAUAUUAGGAUCUGAGACAACUUUGAUAAAUGAAAAUUAGAGGGAAACCAUUAAUAGUAUCAAGAACAAAUUAGUGAGACAUUAGCAAUAGAAGUUGUAUAAAGAAUUGGAUAGACCAACAACAACUGAAGUUUACUGA
Messenger RNA from Paramecium tetraurelia, 1776 nucleotides. RefSeq lists its product as uncharacterized. The transcript has 4 exons. The record is from RefSeq and is a predicted model, not a curated record. NCBI's taxonomy places the organism in Eukaryota, Ciliophora, Oligohymenophorea, Peniculida, Parameciidae.